GGCUGCCUCAAGCUGCAACCGCAUACAUGCAGCCAGGAACCAACGAGCAAACACGUACGCGAGUCCAAGGUUUUGAGAUUAGCUACUCAGCCUAGCAUCCAUGGUGGCGGCGACGACGACGACGACGACGACGACGAUCCAGUCGGUGAAGGCGCGGCAGAUCUUCGACAGCCGCGGCAACCCCACCGUCGAGGUGGACAUUGGCCUCAGCGACGGAAGCUUCGCCAGGGGCGCCGUGCCCAGCGGCGCUUCCACCGGAAUCUACGAGGCCUUGGAGCUGAGGGAUGGAGGCUCUGAUUACCUCGGCAAAGGCGUCCUCAAGGCGGUGAACAAUGUAAACGCCAUCAUCGGGCCGGCGCUGAUCGGGAAGGAUCCGACCGAGCAGACUGACAUCGACAACUUCAUGGUCCAGCAGCUCGACGGGACCUCCAACGAGUGGGGCUGGUGCAAACAGAAGCUCGGGGCAAACGCGAUCCUUGCGGUGUCGCUCGCCGUGUGCAAGGCCGGCGCCAUGGUCAAGAAGAUCCCUCUUUACCAGCACAUUGCGAAUCUUGCAGGGAACAAGACCCUCGUGCUGCCCGUGCCUGCUUUCAAUGUGAUCAAUGGAGGCUCUCACGCUGGGAACAAGCUGGCCAUGCAGGAGUUCAUGAUCCUCCCAACCGGCGCCUCCUCGUUCAAGGAGGCCAUGAAGAUGGGAGUUGAGGUGUACCACCACCUCAAGAGCAUAAUCAACAAGAAGUAUGGUCAGGAUGCCACAAACGUUGGGGAUGAAGGUGGCUUUGCGCCUAACAUUCAGGAAAACAAGGAGGGCCUGGAACUGCUGAAGGCAGCUAUAGCUAAGGCUGGCUACACUGGAAAGGUUGUCAUUGGAAUGGAUGUUGCUGCUUCUGAAUUCUACAGUGAGAAGGACCAGACCUAUGACCUUAAUUUCAAGGAGGAUAACAACGACGGUUCCCACAAAAUCUCAGGCGACAGCCUGAAAGAUCUGUACAAGUCCUUCGUCUCGGAGUACCCCAUCGUGUCGAUCGAAGACCCGUUCGAUCAGGAUGACUGGGCCACCUACGCCAAGAUGACCGGCGAGGUUGGGCAGCAGGUGCAGAUUGUCGGAGACGACCUUCUUGUCACUAACCCCACGAGGGUUGCCAAGGCGAUCAGUGAGAAGACCUGCAAUGCCCUUCUCCUGAAGGUGAACCAGAUAGGCUCGGUGACAGAGAGCAUCGAGGCCGUCAGCAUGUCCAAGCGCGCCGGGUGGGGAGUGAUGGCGAGCCACAGGAGUGGUGAGACAGAGGACACCUUUAUCGCCGACCUCUCGGUCGGCCUGGCCACGGGCCAGAUCAAGACUGGAGCUCCCUGCAGGUCUGAGCGUCUGGCCAAAUACAACCAGCUGCUGAGGAUCGAGGAGGAGCUCGGCGACGCGGCGGUGUACGCCGGAGCAAACUUCAGGGCGCCGGUGGAGCCCUACUGAAAAGAAGGAGCCUGCUUGCUGCAUAGGUCUGAAGGGAGAUGGUCCACGAGUUCUUAUGGUGCUGCUAGUUAUACUAUUAUUACUGCUGUAUUUUGAUCCAAGCGUUCUCUACCCGAGAGCUAAUAGUUGUGAUUACUCGUACGCUUUUGCUGUUGGCCGAUUAGUGGUGUGUUUCUGUUCAUCUGAAAUAAAACAGUUUAUGCUCUUC
This is a messenger RNA of Triticum aestivum (bread wheat), 1673 nucleotides long. RefSeq names its product enolase 1. The coding region runs from base 101 to 1465 and encodes 454 amino acids. Gene Ontology annotation, molecular function: phosphopyruvate hydratase activity; magnesium ion binding. NCBI's taxonomy places the organism in Eukaryota, Viridiplantae, Streptophyta, Magnoliopsida, Poales, Poaceae. Gene Ontology annotation, biological process: glycolytic process. The record is from RefSeq and is a predicted model, not a curated record. The transcript is spliced from 16 exons. Gene Ontology annotation, cellular component: phosphopyruvate hydratase complex.